Ziziphus jujuba (common jujube) is the source of this 954-nucleotide messenger RNA. RefSeq lists its product as uncharacterized. Bases 217 to 774 code for a protein of 185 amino acids. Gene Ontology annotation, molecular function: protein-disulfide reductase activity; oxidoreductase activity, acting on a sulfur group of donors, disulfide as acceptor. The record is from RefSeq and is a predicted model, not a curated record. The transcript has 2 exons. Gene Ontology annotation, cellular component: cytoplasm. Lineage: Eukaryota; Viridiplantae; Streptophyta; Magnoliopsida; Rosales; Rhamnaceae.
AUUUGUGAAUUGAGAAAACCGCAGGGAAAAUUCACAGGAGAUAUUAAAAAAGGCUCGUACAAUACAUGCCACAUCUCUCUCGUCAUCUAUUCCCUAACUACGGGCCAAUCCAGCUGCUCCACCAGAUAAUCUUUCUCUUUCUCUCUCUCUCAAGCUCUCAGAUCUCUCUGUCUUUCUCUCUCGGCUCUCGGCGGAGCUCGGAAUCGGCAGCGGCAAAUGGCCACCGUUCUCGAAUCUCUCGCUGUUCCUCGCUGCUCUGCUCUCCCUUCAAAUACUCUAUCUCCGGUUGCCGCCUCUUCGAUUUCUUCGCCCUCCGGGCGACGGAGGUUGUCUCAGUUCAGAGGCCUCCAGCUCAGGCAUAGUCUUGUCACUCGCUCUCUUGGAUCGGUGAGUUUCGGUUCGAGAGGUUCUCGCCGUGGUGGACUGAUCGUCUGUGAGGCUCAGGAAACAGCUGUUCAAGUGCCUGCUGUUACUGAUGCAUCAUGGAAGUCAUCUGUCCUGGAAUCUGACUUCCCAGUUCUCGUUGAAUUCUGGGCCCCUUGGUGUGGCCCCUGCCGUAUGAUCCACCCUAUUAUUGAUGAUUUGGCAAAACAAUAUGCCGGGAAGCUAAAAUGCUACAAAGUAAACACCGACGAGAGCCCUUCAAUUGCAACACAAUAUGGGAUUCGAAGCAUCCCAACCGUCAUUAUUUUCAAGGAUGGUGAGAAGAAAGAUGCAAUUAUUGGUGCUGUUCCAAAAUCCACUUUGACCACCAGCAUAGAGAAAUUCUUGUAGAGGUGGUAAGAACAAAUUCGCUGAAAUCAAGACAUGUCUUUUAUUUGUUUCUUCUCUACUCUAGGUUCUUAUGUUUCAACUCAAACCCAUAAUAAACUCAUAAAUGUUCUUGUAUAGUUAUUUGAUGACGCUGUAUUUUCUUAUUUCUUAGAAUGCUAGUUAACUACAAAUUUAUAACUA